Messenger RNA from Tuber aestivum (summer truffle), 1969 nucleotides. The record is from the annotation of a GenBank genome assembly. NCBI's taxonomy places the organism in Eukaryota, Fungi, Ascomycota, Pezizomycetes, Pezizales, Tuberaceae.
GCGGGCACUGUGCAUUCCUCGGCGGCCCAUCCUUGGGGUCCCGGGGAAUGGCCAUGCUCUGAUGUCUGAUGGUUGGCUUGAUAAAUGCUUGCUUCUCCGCCUUUUGGCCUUUGGCGUGCACAGAAUCUUUUCCCUACUCUCCCUACCCCUCCCCCCCCCCUCCCCUUCCACCUUUUCCUUUAUAACGGUUGUAGCAGCGAGAGACACCCGUCCAGACGCCGUCUCCCAGAACUGGCGAUUGAACCCCUCUUGCCCACUAGCUAUAGUAGGAGCUGAGUUACCUGGCCAGCUUAACCCUGAUUGAGAGAAGGGCCCAUUUGGACACAUAUCACUUCGACCGCCUUCUUUCCCCGCAGCUGUUGCACCAUAGCAACGCUCCUUUACCGUGCCCCAGUAUAUAACAGCUCGGGUUGGGCACCGCCGGCAGGCCUCAGGGAGAAUCUGCUAUCCACUCGCCAACCAGCGAUAAACAUAUGGGAUCCAACAUGACGGAAACACGCAAAGAGCACGCCGAACUCGCCAUCAAUCCGCACCCCGAUGAUCUAUGCGCUCACCGGAGGAGCGUGCCGGCAAGCACCGUGGCUACUAUCGAAGAGGUUCCCCCGGUCAAGGAGGGGAGGUUUGCAUUCUUGAAGACCUUCCGUUUUUACCAGGUGCUCUUCAUUGGGUAACCGCUCAUCCAUUUACCCCCCCCCCCGGUAAAGCUCUCCUGUGUUUGUCGUGGUGGCUAACGGGUUAUCUUGUAGCCAAGUCCUCGCUUUAUGUCUUGUCUCCACGAAUACGUUUUCGCUCCUGUUGGUCAACGAGGGCACCUCGAUUCCGGCCUUCCAAUCAUUCUUUUCCUAUGUGCUUUUAAACUUGGUUUACACAGGCUAUACUCUGUACAAAUAUGGGCCCAAGCAAUGGGCUCAGAUGGUACUGAAGGAUGGCUGGAGAUGUACACCCCAAACCCUCCCCAACAUAGCCCCUAGAGACAGUGUGAUUGACCGGUAAUCAGAUUUCAUCCUCGCCUUCCUGGACGUCGAGGGUAACUACUUUGUGGUGCUCGCAUACCGCUAUACAACGAUGCUCUCCGCCCAGCUAAUCAACUUCUGGGCAAUCGUGGUAGUGGUGAUACUGUCGUUUCUCUUCCUGCGUGUUCGCUACAGCAUACCACAGAUCCUUGGCAUCCUUAUCUGCUGUGGGGGUAUGGGGGUCCUGUUGGCUAGUGACGCGAUGGACGGCGUUGCCCUCGGGGGAAUGCCAACAGAGCUGAAGGGUGACCUAUUCAUGCUUCUGGGGGCGACCAUGUACGGGUUUUCCAACGUGGUGGAGGAAUUCUUUGUAUCGAAGAAGCCACUCUUCGAAGUUAUUGGGCAACUGGCCUUCUGGGGUAUGCUUAUUAAUGGUACGCAGGCUGGAAUCUUCGAUAGGGCCAGCUUCCGGAGUGCUACAUGGAAUGGCAAGGUUGGAGGCUAUAUGUCUGGAUACACUCUGACUUUGUUUACUUUCUGUAAGCAUGCAAACCAACCAGCCGACAAGCCCUAACUGCGGUGCUAACAAAUGCAUAACAGACAGCAUUAUGCCGAUCCUUCUACGCAUGUCUUCGGCGGCAUUCUUUAACAUUUCCAUCCUAACAACCAGUUUCUGGGGUGUCCUUAUCGGGAUCCGGGUGUUCGGUUAUGUUAUUCGCAAGCUUUACCCGGUAGCUUUCGUGAUGAUCAUUCUUGGUAGCCCGCCUUCCCCCCCCCGACCUCGAUUUAGAAAAAAUGUGGAUCUAACGUUCUCAGGAUUAAUCACCUACUUUGCAUUCCAAAAUUCCCUUGGCGAGUCACGUAAGCCCUGGCUGGGAAUCAACCAGGAGAAGGGUAUCGCUGGUGUUGGCACUGCAAAGAGGAAGGUUAAGGUGGACAUGGAGACUGGCUAUGGGGACAGUGCUGCAGAGGGAGUGGCCGGUACAAGGGAAGCAACGGAUACCACUGGAAAAUAG